AUGGCAUCGCAGCCACCGAACAAAGCAAAGGGUUCACGAUGGGGCUCACUACUCUCGGGAGCCGUAGCUGGACUGGAGUCGCGACUGGACACAAUCCUAGCUGAGGACAACGAAGCGUCUGCCCGCAGCAGAGCUCAGGACAAAGCAAUUUCUCAAGAGAAGCCGUCGGCCGAAAAGCCUGCUGCUCUUGCCGUUCCCAGAACCUCCUCGGACGCUUCUCGUAGCCCGUCACGCUCUCGUUUGAACGAUCGACUGCAAGAAAGACUCGCCAAGGCAGUCGCUAACCAGAAUGCCUCUCGCUCUCCGACUCCCUUGAAUCAACCUUCUAGUCCGAGAUCAAGCCUUGGCUCGAGGCAGUCGACAGAUGUACCACGAGCUCUUUCGGAAACGAAACAUGACCCUGCGUCAACCCCAAGUGCUGAUGUUCCUGUCCUUGACGUUCCCACCCCAGUUGAGGACAGCUCCAUUGAGGCUGUCGCUGAGCCACCAGUCCUUGAUACUCCACCUCAUGUCAUAGUCACCGAGGCCUCCUCGACCCUCCUGACCUCUGGGCUCCCGAUCAAUCCUGCUCGCAUCUCCAAUGACAGCCAGACCAGGCCUUCGGUUGACCUCGAUCGCGAGUCUAUUGCCGAGGAGACUGUAUCCGAACCUACAGAAUCUACACAAGAACGAGAAUCAGAACCAGAACCAGAACCAGAACUAGAACCAGAACCCGAAGAGAUAGUCUCCAAGGGCACUUCUGAGCUGCAAGCUGAGCUUGCCCGGUUGCGCCAUGAAAAUGCCGAGGCUGAAAAACAACGGCAUGAAGAAAUGCUGGCCAACCUCGAACGCAUCGAUGCACUUCAAGCCAAACUCCAAUACCUCGCAAAAGAAACGGUUGCUGCUGCGAAAGAGGCCAACUCGACUUCUCAGGCAACCCCUCACGAACGCAAACUUGCAGAAAAGGAUGAGCGUAUCGCUCUUCUGAUGCAAGAAGGUGAGAAACUGAGCAAGGUAGAGAUGCGCCAAGGUGCUGCCAUCAAGAAGAUGCGCGCAAAGGCUCAACACGACGAAAAGGCUAUGGCUGAGCUUCGAAAUCGUGUGACCAAACUCGAGGAGUCCGAGACAGAGCUCAGGCAAAGACUCAAACGAGCAGAACUGGCUGAAAGGCAGAGCGUCGAACGUCUGAAACGAUUCUCUGGUCUUGAGAAAGACCUUGAAAAACGCAAAUCGGAACUCGCUAGUAGUACUGCCACGAUUACCAGUCUGCGAAAUCAGCUGGUCGAAGCUGAGAAGAGAGCUGAAGAGGCCGAAUCUAAAGCGAAAGAGGUUGUCGUUCAAGCAGACUCAAAUAAGCUGUCCGCUCUCCAGGAAGAGCUCGAAGAUGCAAAGCUGGAAAGGAAGCUAGCGGACGACAAGUGGAGCGCAGAGGUCAAGCGAGUGACCGAAGAAGCUCGUCAGCAGAGACAACAGGCAAGCUUCCGCGAAUCAGAACUCACAAGUGAAAUUUCAAACUUUGAAAGCCGUCUGGAAGCACUUCGCGUUCGUGCCGAAGAGGCAUCUUCAGAUGUAGGAGGUGACUCGCAAGCCAAGCUGCUCCGUCAGAUCGAGACAUUGCAGACUCAAUACUCCCUGGCAGCUGAGAACUGGCGCACGAUUGAGACCUCGUUGAACGGGCGCAUCGCAGCAAUCGAGAAAGAACGAGAUGAAGCUACAAAGCGUGAAGCCGAUGUACGCAAGAAAGCUCGGGACAUCAGCAAUAAAGCGAAACGUGCGGAAGACCAGAUUGAGGAAUUGACAGAAGAGUCACAACUCGCGACUUCUCAACUCCAGGCCAGCAAAGCAGAGAUGAAAAAGCUGCAAGCACGGUUGGAAACCGCAGAAGCAUCACUUAACGAAGCAAAGGCAGACUUCGAUCGUCAGAAACAAUCCUUUGAGAACGAAUUGACCCAGAAGCUGGAAGAGGAAAGAACGAGGCAGCUAUCUCAGGGCUUAGGGAUUGCCAGUCCCAGCAACGGAACUAUGGCUUCACGAACACAAUCUCCAACCAGCUAUUUCAGGAAACAACCCUCACAAGACCCUUACGGCUCUGUCCAGUCACGACGAGGGUUACAAAGAAUACCAUCACAAGAGCAAACGACGACGUUAUCGAUAGAUCGAUCCGUAUCACGACGACCUUCAGCCCUGACACCAGGACUGAACACCUCACGCAUACCAAUGACGCCAGAUUACCCCUCACCAAGUGUCAGCAGACAAGGGUCCAUGUUCUCCCUCGCUCAACUCAUCAACAGCGGAAAUGGAGGUCCUCAAACCCCGUCCAUCCACACAAACGAUGUAGACGCCGACGAUGGUUAUGAGGAUCGCUCAAGCCCUCAACGCACAAUCAACGAUGUCAUCAGUGCAUCUACCGUCCACACAGGACCCAGUGUCCAACUAGUCCAACACAUGUCCUCCAAGAUCCAACGCCUCGAAGCCGAAAAAUCCGCUCACAAAGACGAACUCUCGCGCUUGAUAACACAACGCGAUGAGGCAAGAGAUGAAAUCGUGAGCAUGAUGCGCGAAGUCGAGAAUAAACGCAGUACAGACGGCAAGACUGAUCAACUUGAGAGUGAGCUUGGACAAGUCAAGCAGAGGUAUGAAGCUUGUCUUGAGAUGCUGGGGGAAAAGGAAGAGGAAGUGGAGGAGUUGAAGAGUGACCUUGUGGAGGUCAAGAAGAUGUAUCGGGAGCUUGUCGAUAGAAACAUGAAGUGA
Messenger RNA from Aureobasidium subglaciale EXF-2481, 2730 nucleotides. RefSeq lists its product as uncharacterized. The record is from RefSeq and is a predicted model, not a curated record. Gene Ontology annotation, cellular component: Golgi apparatus; endoplasmic reticulum. Lineage: Eukaryota; Fungi; Ascomycota; Dothideomycetes; Dothideales; Saccotheciaceae. Bases 1 to 2730 code for a protein of 909 amino acids. The transcript is spliced from 2 exons.